GAUGCUAUAAUUACGUUUUAAAGUUUUCCUCAUUUACAUGGCAGCUUCGUUAAAGCGUGUCAUGCACCGACACGCGCACACGCACGCAGUUCAUGAAAUGCGCGUUCUCGUUGGAUCGGGUUUAAUUUUCCAGAUUCUUCGUGUUUGCUGUCAUCACGUUCAUAUCCAGAAAGAUUGCAUCGAUGUUCUUUGACACCGAUCCUCACAACGAUCACUGCCCCCCGUCAACGCGCGCUGAGGCUGUCCGCGCGCGCGCCUGGCGUCACGCGCCUCUCCCCCUCCGCGCGCAGCUGAGCCGCGCGGAUCAGACGGUCGGAGCAGCGCCGGCAGAGCGGCUGUCCGCGCGCAGCAGAGCCGUCAUGAGCCGCUCCGGGGUCGGCGCGUCUGCGGGGGAGGCGGCGGCGGGUUAGGGGGGGGGACACGCCCGGUGUGCUGUGCUGACUCCUGUCGCUCUCCGCCCGCAUCAUGCUGUACUUUCAGUUGGUGAUCAUGGCUGGGACCGUCAUGCUGGCCUACUACUUCGAGUACACGGACACCUUCGCCGUGCACGUGCAGGGCUUCUUCUGCUACGACAGCACCUACACCAAGCCGUACCUGGGCCCGGAGGACAGCAGCGCCGUACCGCCCCUGCUGCUGUACGCCGCCGUGGCCGGCCUGCCCACGCUGCUGAUCACAGUAACCGAGACUGUGCUGUUCCUGGUCCAGUACACGUCCAAAGAGUUUGACCGAACAGAGAAGACGGUUGCCACGGGGGACUGCUGCUACCUCAACCCUCUGGUGCGCAGGACCUUCCGAUUCCUUGGAGUGUACGCCUUUGGCCUCUUCACUGUUGACAUCUUCGUCAAUGCAGGGCAGGUUGUGACGGGGAACCUGGCGCCCUACUUCCUGACAGUCUGCAAACCAAACUACACAGCGCUGGGCUGCCAGCAGGCCCUCCGCUACAUCAGCCACCAGGAUGCCUGCACGGGGAACCAGGAGGACAUCUUACGCGCCCGCAAGUCUUUUCCCUCUAAGGAGGCCGCUCUCAGUGUCUAUGCUGCACUUUAUCUGGCUAUGUACGUGACCUACACCGUGCAGGCCAAGGGGACCCGCCUGGCCAAGCCCGUGCUUUCUCUUGGACUCAUGUGUCUGGCAUUCCUCACCGGCUUGAAUCGCGUCGCCGAGUACCGCAACCACUGGUCUGAUGUCAUCGCGGGCUUCAUCAUCGGCAUGGCCAUCGCCACUUUCCUUGUGGUGAGCGUGGUCCAUAACUUCAAAGGAAAGCUGCUGCUGAGCGAGGAGUCAGCAGGGGAGCGGCCGGCCGGCACAGCCGUGCUGAACAUGGGCCGGAUGGAGAGUCCUCUGGAGAAGUACAUCGCCUCACAGGAGACAGAUGAUGAAGAGGAAGAGUCUUGCUACAUGAAGGAGUGCCUCCAAACCUUUCUGCACUGGCUGCAGGGACUCCGCUGGUUCCAGCGUCUGACAAAUAAAAGGCAAACAGAGUUUGCAGUGGUUUCAACACAAACCAAACCAAAUCUCUGGACUGAAGCUGUUUAAGGUCCACACGCCUCACUUUGUGCUGCAGGGGGUCAAGCAUUAAACUGACUGAUGGCGUGCACGUUUCAUGCUGAAACUACCUGCACUGUGAUGCUCACAGAAGAACUUUUAUUCUUGGAAAAGACACAUUAUUCCAGAGUACAAGGCACCUCUUUCAAAUACUAGUUUAAAUGCUGUAGGUGCUGGUCAUGUGAUCAUGUUCACCAGCACAUACUGACAGGGGAACCUCUAAAAGAAGAGCUCGUGUUUUAAGAAAACAGUUUUCUAUUGGAAUGCUAAUGUGCUGAUCAUCCUUUAGUUACCCAACAACAACAUUCGUCCCCUCGUGCACAAACUCCAACUUUUGACACACAAAAUGGAAAUUUUUCCAGCCAAAAAGUGACACAAAUGUUUUUUUCUCUGUGGAAAAUAAAAGAAACAACUUCAACUGCCCUGCUUAAAGGUAACCAACCACCAGGGUUUUUCCCAGCUGCCUUUGGCCAUGGAGCUCUCUGGGCCCGGUUGGGUCUGGAUCCAGCUCCUCUACUGUCCGCACUGAUCCACAUCUGCAGCAGCUGCUGUUCUGUCACACAGUGGCAUCCCAUCGGUUCAUGCCGGACGCUUUAAGAGCAGUUUGUGGGGAAAACAGCUGUGUGCUAGAAAAACCAGGAAACCUGAAAACCAGGAGCCAGUCCAGAGAGUGGGUUUGGUGCUGAAGUGCUUCUACAGCUUUCUUCUGAAGUGACUUUGUUUCUAACCCUCCAAAGCCGUCAGCAGGAGCAUGUCUGCAUGAACUCUGCUCACCUUCUGUCUUUAAACAGUCUGUCUGCAGAGCUGCAAAAUGCUCCUCUGGGUUAUUUUGCAGCAUCCUGCACUCAGUGGCGUGACAGAGAGCGGGACAUCUCCCGCUCUCACUUCCAAUAUGUCGGCCUUGAAGGAAAAUUGCCUGCUCCUAAAAAUAGCACUGCUUAAAGAUGCCUGGAAGCAAAGAAGCUGCAGUGAAGGAAAUGUCAGGGGGGAGAGGAGGAAACAUGCAACAUUAUUUCCAAACCAGCUGCUCUGUGAUUCAUGACGUCAUCUGAAAAACACACGUCACUUAGACUGACGGGAUAAACCCGAGAAUCCCAGACAGGAAGUCAAGAGGAAGUUUGAAAAGAGGCUAAGUGAAAGUAAAAAACGGAUUCUUAAAUGAUCUUUGCAGAUCCUCUGAAGUUUCAUGACCUUUUCUCUCAUUGGGUCAUUUCAGACCAUGUUAGUCUUUUCUAAAAUGAUUGCAAUUAGAACACCUCUCCCCCACCAGAACCAGACUUUAACAAAGAAUGACUUGGGGACACGAGUGGAUGAAGCCCCAAAGACGACAGGAAGAGGGUUGUGUUCUGGAAACGGGUCUGUGGGACGGAGGAAGACUGCAGGCAGAUGAAAAAUGAAUGAGCAGCUCAGGAGAAAUGCGCUGAUGAAAGCAGUGGAUGCUGCUCUAAAAUGACAGGGGAGCUUCCUGCAUUCAUGCUGGCUUCACAAAGGCGUUUAUGAGCUUUGGAAAAAGCUUUUCUCAAACCCAGCAUCCACAGUGAGCUACAGCAGUUAUCAGAGUUCAUGGUGAAAAGCUCAGAUUCUGUGUUAAACAGUUUCAGGCUGAGCAGAAACUGACCACUUUGACCAGAAAAGCCUCAUCGGCUGCUGCAGGUGCAGGACUCAGUGGUAACAAAGACGUCCAUCCAUCCAUCCAUCCACCUCUGAACUGUAUUGUAUCAGUAUUGUACUACAAACAGAUGACCCAGAAAGACUCUGGAGGGUUCGGAGCAAAGUUUCGUUAAAACCCAGUUGAGGUAAAGAGGACAUGCAGCAGCAGGAACGCCACAGGUUUUUACAGACAGGGGUCGACCCAAACAGGAGCUGCAGGUUUUUUUUAAAGCUCGUACGUCUACCUCAAGGAUGUCAUGAAAAUGGAACGUACCAUUAUGGUGCGUGUGGUAAGUGUAUCGCAAAGUAAUUGUACGGAUAAUGGAAGUUACUCUCACUUAUGGCGUAUGGGUGAUGCUGUCGGACGGCGUCCUUACGCCGCACUGGGUAGUUGAUAGAGACGUGUGAGAUCAUGCAUGGAGCCCCAGUUCAGGGAGAUUGACAGUCAUGUUUAGCUUCUUCCAUUCUCUAAGAAUUGCUCCAACAGUGGAUCUUUGUGCACCAAGCUGCUUGGUAAUUGCCCCGUAGACCUUUCCAGCCUUAUGAUCUACAGUUUGGUCUCUGGUGUCUUUGGACAGCUCUUUGGUCUGGACCAUGUUAGUAGUUGGAGUCUUACUGCUUGUAUGGGGUGGACAGGUGUCUUUAUCCAGCUAACCACCUCAAACAGGUGCUUCUGAUUUAGGAGAAUAAGUGGAGUGGAGGUGGACUAUUUAAAGGUGGACUAACAGGUCUCUGAGGGCCAGAAUUCUAGCUGAUAGACGGGGUUAUGAUUUUUUGAUUUUUUUU
Messenger RNA from Oryzias latipes (Japanese medaka), 3981 nucleotides. The record is from RefSeq and is a predicted model, not a curated record. NCBI's taxonomy places the organism in Eukaryota, Metazoa, Chordata, Actinopteri, Beloniformes, Adrianichthyidae.